GCUGAGGGGUGGUGAUGGUGGGCGGUGGUUUAUCUCUUAUGUCAGUCCGUUUUAAAAUAUUUGGGCCUGUCAUUUGAUUGCAUACUCUUAACUACACAUGUCCUGCUAUUUUUGUUUCCUUAUUUGAUAAUCCAUUUAAUAAGAUGUGCGAAUGCAAAUCAAGAUCUGACCUUGUGCCAUUUUCCAGCGCAUUUUUAGAAUUAUGUGAUUUUAUCCCUAGUUUAUGGUGCCGUUCUGAGCAGAUAUAUAGCUAUUCAGUAAGGUAGGAUUAAUUCAUUAUCAGAAAUCAAUUGAUACUGAUUGUCACCUGAAUGAGUAAUGCCUUCCAAUAUCAAGAAAAGGUUUGCUGGAUUCUUGCGGCAGCUAUCAAGCAAUAGCCACUGUGCUGCAGCUGACCAAUCUGUUGCUGAUCUGCGUGGGAGCACUGAUGGAUGCUUUAUAACUAAGUAUCUUAAUGGCGAGCUGUCGCGCUCGGAGGUGGCCAUUGACCACGCGCGGGACGCGGCUCAGCUGCCGGAGCAGCGCAUCGGCCCGCUGCAGCCGACCGUGGUGGCCGCCUACACGGGCCCGGCCGGCGGGCUGACGGCCGUGCCGCACCGCGCCCAGCCGGUCACCUCCAGUGAGCCGGGCAUCAACUACAUCGACUCAGACGACGAGUCUGAGGAGGAGCCGGCGCCCGCGGACGGUACGUCGCUGGCGGCGCGGCUGGCGCGCCUCCACUACCCGCGACAGCGGCUCGCCGGUAACCUGACGCUGCCCACCUGGGUGCCGCGCUCGCCGCCGGUGCCCUACGAGCGCUGGUACCGCAUCCGACAGGGCGACCUGGCCCGCUGCAAGGCCCAGACGCUGCCGGCGCGCCGCUGCUUCAGCGACCACCGGCUGGACGAGGAGGAAGAGCUGCUCCAGACCAUGAUGACCUCGCUGUGCAGCACCAACAGCGACUCGCUACCUAACCUGGGUGGACCGCCGGCCGCCGGCAGGGCCGCCGCCUCCCUGGACGACCUGGGGCCCUCCUCUCUGGAGGAGUUUGGACCGGUGUCGGUGGAGGCGGCCACUCCGACGGCGGCGACGCCAGUGUCGGCUCCCGGCUCCCCCGGAGGAGAGGACGGGAGGACGGUGAACGGGGAGGACGCUGCGAGGGAGCGAUCAUCACCGACGGGCCGCUCCUCAGACGAGUGUCCCACUCCCACCAACGCUACUGAGGAGCUAAAGUCGUCCCCAGAUCGGGAACUAAAGGACUCGUCACAGCCCAAUGGACUCCCCGUUGCGGACGAGGAUGGCGGAGUGGCCGGGGAGGGGUCGGUCUCUCAGCUGGACGGCGGGCUGGGCAGCAGCUGCAGUCAAAUACCGACCUCUGAAUUGGGAAGCCCGGCCAGAAGCGCUAGUUUCAUCAGUUUUGAGCGCGGCAGCGAGGUCGACUCGGGCUGCGUUACUGGCGACCGGUCUGCGAUAGACCCGGUGCAGACGGGGUCGGGGGAGGUGUCCACAGGGAGGGUUGGGGAGGAGGGGCGGGACACGGCAGCGCCGGGGGCUCCCACAGAGACAGCGGAGCAGCCAGCAGACAGUGGUACAGCUCAGGGAGGAGAUACCGCCCCAAAAGGAGACCUUCCCUCGUCAGGUUCCUCGGCGGGCCGGCCGGUGCCGGAGCGGACAGCGUUCUGUCCUUCCGGCUCGCCGGCCGCUCCUGCCGCCACCAGUACCCCGAUCCACUCGGCGGGCGGCCCGGCGGCCGUCAGCACCCCGCCCCGGGACCGGAGGGGCGAGCCGGACGGCCGCUCCUCCGACUCCGAGAGCGGCCCGGACCGGCCAGCGGCCGAGCCGUGCGGCGCCCACCUGCUCGGCUACCAGCGGUACACGAGGCCCGACGAGUGCCUGCGGCGCACUCAGCAUGACGAGAUCGCUGGGACAGUGAACUGGAACCGACCGCACCCGCGCGCCUUCGGCAGCUCCGUGUCGCUGUACGAGUGUCAUCCGGUCACCGGGGUGCACGCAGGUGAGCCGAUCGCCGACGCGUUCGGCGUGGUGUGUCGGAGUAACAGCGCUCUGCUGGCGCUGGCUGACGGCGUCAACUGGGGCGAGAAGGCCCGGCUGGCAGCGCGCUGUGCCGUACACGGCUGCCUCGACUACCUGAACCGGGCGCUGUUCGGCGCCGCCGCCAGCGUGCAGAGUACACAGGACGUGUUUGCGGCGCUGCUGCAGUCGUUUCACGCGGCACACAGUCUGAUCCUGCAGGAGGGCGGCAUGCUCACCACCCUCACCGCCGCCGCCGUGGUGCCCUGCCAGCUGGCGCAAGGGCGCACGCGCGCCAAAUUCGUCGUCUGCGUUUGUAAUGUCGGAGACAGUCUGGCGUAUGUGUUCAGCUCCCGGCAUGGUGUCAGGGAAAUCACCAAAGGUUCUCACGACAUAAACAGCAUGCGCGACAUGCGGGACGCUCUGGGAGCGCUGGGGCCCGUGGCCGGUCAGAACCCGGAGCUCAACAACCUCACCCUGUCAAUGACUCAGGUGGAGCCGGGUGACAUCAUCUUCCUCACCAGUGACGGCGUCAGCGACAACUUCGACCCCGUCGUCGGCAAGUUCGUGCUGCCCAAGAAGGCCGACGAGCCGUCUGGCGGACCCCAGCCGCCUGCUCCCGGCUCCGGCCGGCGGCGGGGAUCGGCAGAGGGCGCGGCGGCGCGACAGGCCGACGGUCGGCCCGCGCGACCGGCGGGCAACGGCACAGCCCGGGGCGAGAGCGGCCGAGGGGGCAAACAGCCGCGGCCCGGCUCCAAGACGGUGCUCACACCCGUGCCCAAGGGCCGGUCAGCCAAACAGAUCGCGGCCGGUCCGGUGCCGCGCGUUCCGCCGCCGGCCGUGGUGCCUACUCUGCCCGUCGUCACCGCCCUGCAGCGGCAUGAGCUCACGCAGCUGCGCAUGGACGACCUGCUGCGUAACGGCGCGCUGGAGGGCGAGGGCCGGGUGACGGACGCGCGACACCUGUGCUGCCAGCUGCUCGACUUUGCGUUCCGGCUGACGACGGCCAAGCGGCGGGUCCUGGAGGACCCGGAGCUGUACACGGGCGGGGACGGCGUGGAGCUGAGCCGGGCCGAGCAGCGCGCCCGCCGCCGGCGCGUCUGCGAGAAGCUGGCCGUGGUGCCCGGCAAGCUGGACCACGCCUCCGUGGUGGCCUAUCAGGUAGGCGAGGAGGCGGCGCCGCGCGCCAAGGCCGAGACUGCCAUCUAG
Molecule: messenger RNA, 3219 nt
Organism: Amphibalanus amphitrite
Lineage: Eukaryota; Metazoa; Arthropoda; Thecostraca; Balanomorpha; Balanidae
Product: PP2C-like domain-containing protein CG9801
Exons: 9
Coding region: 319-3219 (966 amino acids)
Source: RefSeq, a predicted model, not a curated record